AUGAUAUUCAACGAAAUAAAAGAUGUAAAACAAUCUAUUCAAGAAAACAUAAAAUCAGUAAGAUCUUAUGGUAACCGUACCAAAUCAAUAAUUAGAAAGAAUAUCAAGUCAUAUCGUGCUAAUUCAAAAUCAAUGAAUCAAUAUAUACAAUGCAUAAGCAAAAGUUUAAAGAUUGAAUAUGGUCCUGAUGUUAUGACAGACUUUGAAAACGUCGUGAAUUCUAUAGAAAAAAAGUAUGAUAUAAAUCAUCCGAAAUCCCUUCAAAUAAAAGAAUGUUUUGACAAUGAAAGAAAAAUUUAUGAAAAUGUGAAAACUGAAUCCAACCAAGAAAUAUGUGGUGAACUUAAACAACUCAAUCAACGAGAUAAAAAUGUAUUAUCGAACUGGUUGACAUUUCAACGUAUUCACAUCAAUUAUCUCAAUCUUAAUUUAUUUAUAUAUCGGUUCCUGACAGAACUUGCUGGUGUCGGAACCAGUUAG
Molecule: messenger RNA, 480 nt
Organism: Schistosoma haematobium
Lineage: Eukaryota; Metazoa; Platyhelminthes; Trematoda; Strigeidida; Schistosomatidae
Exons: 9
Coding region: 1-480 (159 amino acids)
Source: RefSeq, a predicted model, not a curated record